Eruca vesicaria subsp. sativa (arugula) is the source of this 1525-nucleotide messenger RNA. The record is from the annotation of a GenBank genome assembly. NCBI's taxonomy places the organism in Eukaryota, Viridiplantae, Streptophyta, Magnoliopsida, Brassicales, Brassicaceae.
GGGAAAGACGAUCUCUUUUUGUUUUUGUUGAAAUCUCCGUCUUUACUUUUUGGUUGAUCGUCAGCGAGGUUCAGUGGUGAAUCUUAGACAUGGCACACGCAAAGCUCGUGGCUUUGUUACUUCUUGCCUUUGUUUUCACCACCACUGUCUUCUCCGACGACGAGCCGGAGAUUGUUGACUCUAACGGCUCCUCUAAGAUCCAGCUUAAUCAGCUUAACGAUAAGAUCCGUGCACUAGAAUCUCAAAUCAAUGAGAAAGCUCGUGAGGUUGAGGGCAAAGACGAGUUGGUAGCAGAGAAAGAGAAGCUGAUUAAAGAAAAAGAAGACAAGAUUGCUUCCUUGCAGACAGAAGUCUCAUCACUACAAGGAACAUCAGAUUCUGCAAAACAGUUGGGAAAGGUUCAGGCACGAGUUGUUGAGUUAGAGAAGCAGGUGGAAGUACUCAGGAACUUCUUGGAGCAAAAAGACAAGGAGAAAGCUUCCACAGAAACUCGGACUAAGGAAGCUGAGAAAAAACUAAACGAACUAAACUCGAGCCUAGAGAAACUUCAUAAGACAAAUGAAGAGCAGAUAAACAAAAUAGGCAAACUCGAACGUGCUAUAAAGAUAGCUGAGGAAGAAAUGUUGAGGACUAAGCAUGAAGCAACCUCGAAGACUAAGGAACUCCUUGAGGCUCAUGGUUCGUGGCUUCCCCCUUGGCUUGCCGUUCACUGGAUUACUUUUCAGGCACAUUGGGAGGCCAACGGGAAACCUGCUGUGGAUACAGCAAUUCUGAAGGUGACGGAAGCAAAGACUCAAGCUGUGAAGUGGGCUGAACCACAUGUGGUAAACGCUAAAACUAAAUAUAUUCCAGCCAUCAAGGAAACGGUAGCUACACAUGUUAAGCCACACGUCCGAACACUAUCAAUCAAAGCAAAAGAGGCUUACCAUGCAUCCAAGAGUGCUUUUACCCCUCACUUUGUAACGGUUCAAGAACUUGUAGACCCUUAUUAUCAGGAAGCUAAAAAGUUUAGCAAACCAUAUGUUGAUCAAGUGGCAACAGCCACGAAACCACAUGUUGACAAUAUUAAGGUUGCCAUGAAACCUUACACAACCAAGGUGAUCAUUGUGUAUACAGAGUUCCUUGAAACCGCCACAACUUAUCACAAUCAGGUCCAAGCUCAUGUUGAACAAAGACUAAAGAGCCAUGAGCUCACUGAGGCUUUAGCUACCAAUGAGUUUGUUUGGUUUGCGGCUUCUGCGUUGUUGGCAUUACCCAUCUUCUUUGCAUACAGAGUUCUCUCUUCCCUUUUCUGCACAAAGACAGAGAAAUCUGUUACACACCCUCAUCAUCAUGGUCGUCGCAAAACCAAAAGGAGUAAUCACACUGACAAGUGAAUUCAUUGUUCCACGCUCUCAAAAUAGUUUGAGUAUUUGAUGAAAGUGAAUUAAAAAUUCAGUGUUGUUAGAUUAAACAUUUGAUUUGAUAGAUGUAAUUUGGAAUUUAAUUAAAAAAAUUAUUGUUACUCAAUAUCCAUUUGAUUUUG